Molecule: messenger RNA, 1520 nt
Organism: Anolis sagrei ordinatus
Lineage: Eukaryota; Metazoa; Chordata; Lepidosauria; Squamata; Anolidae
Product: asialoglycoprotein receptor 2-like
Source: RefSeq, a predicted model, not a curated record
UUCCUCCUCCUGCUCAAUGACAUUUUGAUAGGACAGGUAAAGAUAAAACAAGUUAACCUUACUCAGAGGUGACUGGGCAAAGGACCUAGCUCCUAGUUGCCUCCUAUUAGGUUGAAACCAACUCACAAUGUUUGCAGGUUCAUCAGAACAAUAAUUCAAUUGCAAGAUGAUGGCUUUCUCUGAAUUUAGGAUGGCACAGACUGGGCUUCCUUUUAGUGCAACUGGACAUCUUCACAGCAAGCUCCAUUGAACCCUAAGGUCAAAUUGCAUGUGAGAAAUAUCCAACGGAAAAUAAAGUUGAGGUUGAAGAAUCCAAAAUGUUUAUACCUUGAUAUGUGUGUCUGGCAUUCAAGUUAAAUAGUUACCAGUAAAAUUCGUUUAUGAGUUUCCAACCUGUGGUGACUGUGUUGCCACUGCUCAAACCAAUACUGGCUCCGUAUUAUUUGAGAACAAAUUGAAGGAGCCAAAUGUCUUUUACAUACUAAACGAAACUAACUUCUGUGCCUUAUCAGAUAGAAAGGAAACUGAUUAUGAUAGGAAACCCAGGCAUCGGGCCCCAUCCUUCCCAAGAACAGCUACUACUGAUGCAGCCUCAUACCGCCAUGGAUGAUGCCUACCAGAAUGAGGAAUACCAUAAUAACAGCAUUUUUGCAAAAUUGUCUCAGAUCCCAGAAGUGCAGUCUGGGCCUGAACAUGCAAGAACAGUUGAUGCGGAGGAUGAUGAGACAUUCUCAAAGGACCGUUCUAGUUCUAGGCAUGUUGAUGCCACAGGCAGAAAAAGGACGUACUUAGAUUCAGUGAUUUCAAGCCAAGGUUAUGAGAAUGCUUCUGAACUGGACUAUGAGUCCUUCACAUUUUCAGGCCUGCGGAUGAGGAAGCUGAUGGAAGAUGGAGUGAAUUCUGAGUCAGCACCAAUUUUAUUCCUGGAUGAAAUGGAGGGAAAACCCUUUGGCAAGGGACACUUCAUCAUCUUCUGUGUGGUUCUGUUUUGCUCCCUGAUAUUGGUGAUAGCAGCCCUUUGGAUGGCAAGCUUGCAGUGCUCUCCCAAAUGUCCAUCUGAGUGGAAGGAUGUCGGAAAGAGUUGUUAUCUCAUCUUCAAAGAAGCAAAGAAAUGGGACGAUGGCAGAAGUGUUUGCCAAAACCGAGGAGGAGAUCUGAUAAUAAUUGGGGAUAAACAGGAACAGGACUUUCUGAAUUAUAAAAUGAAUGUCCAACGAGAAUUCUGGAUUGGCUUACGUUAUCAUGGAGGUGAAACAUGGAAGUGGGUAAAUGAGACAAGCACAUUGUCUCAAAACCUGAGGAGACUGGAAGAAUUUGAGGAUAGAGGUGAUGGCCAUUGUGUUACAUCAAAGAUAGAAGAUAAUAACAAGCACAAAUGGAGCCGCGUUGACUGCACAAAGGUGCAUCCAUAUAUUUGUGAAACAAACAUGCUUGUCAAGUGUGUCCAGUCCCCAUUAUGAUACUUUAUUUGAGUGUGUCUGGAUGUGUAAAAAUAAGAGACUUUGGAAAUUAAAUUGUAU